GACUGUAUGCAAAUUGUUUGAUUAUUCUAUCCCUGUUCCCACUCUCCCUACCCUUCCCUGUUUGAUUGUUCUAUCCCUGUGACCACCGGGACUUCUAGAGUUCCACAUCAGCUUGUGCUGAUGUCGACGGAACAGGACACUGGGGCACUGCCACGACGCAGUGCCAGGCUCGCAGUUCGUCGCCGUUCUGUGGUACCUCCACGGUCUAAGUAUCAGCAACAGCGACUCAGCAGGCGGACGACUCCAGCGGCAUCAAGUACAGCUACGGCAGUACCAGUUACCACCGGGGCUCUUCCCGCAUGUCCGGUCCAAGGGGCCAGUGAGCCGUUGUCUGCUUACCUUCAGCGGGUACAGGCAUUUACGGAUGUCGUAGCUACCGCUAAGGCACAGCUGGAGGCAGCAGAGGCAGAACGUCAGCGGCUGGCCAAUGAGGCGGCAGCCCAAACUCAGCGGACUGCUGAGGCUGACGCAGCGGCACGAGACAGACGGAAUGCCAUCAGCACGGAGUCCCUGAUUCAAAGUGAGAAUCAGUGGACAACUCUACUCCAAGGCAUGAUCUUUGUGCCUACGGACGCGCAGGCGGAUCCUACACCGGCGGAGGCAGAGAGAAGUAACCUGGCUAACUUGAUGUUGAGCGUGAUGAGGGGAGUAAUGUGGAACAACAAACUGCUGCAGGCACACCUGCUUACGGAACGACAACACAGACAGAAGCAGCAGCAAGAUACUGCCGCUUUAGCAGCUGCCGUCCGCGCAGCAGCAAUACAGCAGCAGCAACAGCAUCAGCUGUUGACCUCCGGUCUCGCACGAAUCAACAGCAUUGAGGCUCAAGCCUCAGCAGCGCCAGGCUGCACGAUUGACACGACGAAACAGCUCAACGAGCGCAUCGACCAUGUCGUCAGUCUAAUCGGCGAACUAGGGGAUUUCACCAGUCCGGCUACGAUCAGCAGCACGGUGGCCGCCAUCAAGACGGAUAUCGCCAAGCUGCAGUCGCAACCGGCAGCAGCUGCGAAGGUAUACAAGAUGCCACGCUUCAACAUCGGCAAGUUUGAGGACUACAACAAGACCGACACUUCGACAUGGUGGCAAGCCUUCCUCACGGAAGCGUCCUGCCACAAGGUCCCAGCCGAAGACAUGAUGAAGGCACUAUACCUCCAACUCAUUGGAGGUGCGCAGGCGUGGAUGAACCACCUCGCAGUUAACAAGAAAACCACGAUCGCCGAGCUACACAAACACCUCACGUGGGAGGAUUUUGAACAGUUGUGGUUCACUCGAUUCAUGGUCCGCAACGUUGUGAAGGCGGCCAUGAACGAGGUCUACACUUGCUCACAGGGAAUCACUAGCACGAUCGGUCGAUGGAUGUAUUACAUCGACCAGUUCGACUUUGACCCGUGCCACAUUCCCGGUCCCGCCAAUCGAGCCGCGGACGCCCUCUCACGACGGCCCGAUUUUUGUGCCAUUGUGACCACGACAUUCGACCUCCAUGAUGAUCUGCAGCCGCAUUUUGUCAAAGGCUACAAGUCCGAUCCGACUUACUCUACGCUUUACGCGGAGCUUUCAUCGGAUCACCCGCCGGCUAGCCAUUAUCGGAUUUCUGACGGGUUCCUUCUCCUUCACACGAGAGGAAAGGACUUGUUAGUUGUGCCCCAAGAUCGCAUCUUACGGACUCGUCUUCUCGGCGAAUUCCACGACGCACGACUUUCGGCACACCUUGCCGUAAACCGCAGAUUAGCACGCCUCCGUCAGCGUUUUCAAUGGCCCGACGUCCUUCAUGACGUCACGAGGUACAUUGAGUCAUGUGCAGUUUGCCACCAUAACAAGGGUCGAUCUCGAGUCCCCUUCGGCGAACUAAAACCGUUGCCGAUUCCCCGGGCACCGCGCCUCUCCAUUGCUAUGGACGUGACAGGCCCGUUCCCCCGCGAUCGCCUCGGCCAUGACGGUAUUCUCACGGCCGUUGACCGUUUGAGCAAGUAUGCUCACUUCCUUCCUUGCAAGUAUCAUGCUGCAGCGCCGGAGCUCGCACGACUCUUGCACACCGGUUGGAUUACCAACAAGGGUGUACCGGAAGACAUAGUGAGCGACCGAGAUACUCGCUUCAUGUCGGCCUUUUGGACUUCCCUUAUGGCUGAGUCCGGCACGACAAUGAAGCCGAGCUCGACUCGGCACCGCCAGACGGAUGGCCAGACGGAGCGAGCACACCAGACCGCUCAGAUGAUGUUGCGUACGCUCAUCCGUCCCGACCAGAAAGAUUGGGUUGACCGGCUUCCCGACAUCGAGUUCGCCUAUAACACUUCGGUGCACCCAGCGAUCUGCAUCACACCAUUCGAGUUGCAUCAUGGUGGAGAGAAAGCACGGAUCUUCGCUGAUCUCCUUCUGCCACAGGCCGCCGACAUAGACGUCCCUUGCUCUCCCGCUUCAAUCCGGAAGUACCGGUACUUGCUGAUGAAAGCCCGCGCAAAUAUGCAAAAGGCUCAAAUCCGCAUGCAGCAGCAAGCUAACUGACGUCGACUUCCAUGUCCUUUCCGCGAGGGAGACCUUGUUUGGGUCCUCUCCGAGGAAUUUGCGCUCGAGCAGGACGU
Messenger RNA from Chara braunii, 2576 nucleotides. The record is from the annotation of a GenBank genome assembly. NCBI's taxonomy places the organism in Eukaryota, Viridiplantae, Streptophyta, Charophyceae, Charales, Characeae.